AUCACUGAUCAUCAAGCAGUCUCGCCGACCCCUUUCUCACCCGGGCGCCAAAAAGCUCUUUAUCCAAAAGAAAAAGAAAAUCAAAAACCCAAAGAGCAAAAAGAAAGAGAUAUAUAUUACAAAAAUCCUAGAAGAGCAUUCUAUUUUUCGCAGGCUUCGGGUCGAUGAGCCAAGCAUGGAGCUCCAGAACACAGUGAAAGAAGCCCUAAACGCACUGUACCAUCACCCCGACGAUGCGGUUCGACUGCAAGCCGAUCGCUGGCUCCAAGAUUUUCAGCGCACCCUCGACGCCUGGCAGGUUGCUGAUAAUUUGCUUCAUGAUGCCACUAGCAAUCUAGAAACCUUAAUCUUUUGUUCUCAAACCCUUAGAAGCAAGGUACAACGAGAUUUCGAAGAACUACCUUCUGAAGCUUUUCGCCCUUUACGGGAUUCCUUAAAUACUUUACUGAAAAAAUUUCACAAAGGGCCUCCUAAAGUUAGAACCCAGAUUAGCAUUGCAGUGGCUGCCCUGGCUGUAUAUGUUCCUGCAGAAGAUUGGGGAGAUGGUGGUAUUGUGAAUUGGCUUAGAGAUGAGAUGGAAUCUCAUCCAGAAUAUAUUCCAGGGUUCUUGGAGCUACUUACAGUUUUGCCCGAGGAAGUAUAUAACUACAAGAUAGCAGCUCGUCCGGAAAGGCGUCGCCAAUUUGAAAAAGAGCUCACCUCUCAAAUGGAGGUUGCUUUAAGUAUCUUGACUGCUUGUUUGAGUAUUAAUGAACUCAAGGAGCAGGUUCUUGAGGCAUUUGCAUCUUGGCUUCGACUGAAGCAUGGGAUCCCUGGGUCUGUGCUUGCUGCUCACCCCUUGGUGCACACAGCUCUUUCAAGCUUGAAUGCUGAGUUUAUUUCAGAGGCAUCUGUAAAUGUCAUCUCCGAAUUAAUACAUUACUCGGCGGCAGGAAGCUCUGAUGGUGUUGCUGUACAGAUGCCUUUGAUUCAAGUAAUUGUACCUCAAGUUAUGAGUCUAAAGGCACAUCUUAAAGAUUCUUCAAAGGAUGAAGAGGAUGUGAAGGCCAUUGCUCGAUUAUUUGCUGACAUGGGUGAUUCGUAUGUUGAACUGAUUGCUACUGGUUCUGAUGAAUCAAUGUUGAUUGUAAAUGCAUUAUUGGAAGUUGCUUCGCACCCAGAAUAUUAUUUUGCUUCAAUGACAUUUAACUUUUGGCACAGUCUUCAGGUGAUCUUGACCAAAAGGGAUUCUUAUUUACCAUUUGGUAAUGAGGCGUCCAUUGAAGCUGAGAGAAAGCGGAGGCAGGAUGCUUUUGUUCCAUCAUAUGAGUCACUUGUAUCCCUGGUUAGCUUCCGAGUUCAAUAUCCCCAAGAUUAUCAUGAUCUCUCACAUGAGGACCGCAAAGAAUUUAAACAGACUAGAUAUGCUGUUGCGGAUGUCUUGAUCGAUGGAGCAUCAGUUUUAGGUGGUGACGCAACGCUGCGAAUCCUUUACAAGAAGCUUGUUGAGGCCGUAGCUGGCUGUGGAAAUGGUGAAAAUAGUGAAUGGCGCCCAGUGGAGGCUGCGUUAUUUUGCAUUCGAGCUAUAUCAAAUUACGUUUCAGUUGUUGAAGCCGAAGUAAUGCCUCAGGUUAUGAGUUUGCUUCCCAAACUUCCUCGACAACCCCAACUACUUCAGACGGUGUGCUUAUCAAUCGGAGCGUAUUCGAAAUGGCUUGAUUCUGCCUCAAUUGGACUGUCCAUACUGCCUUCGCUGAUUGAUAUCCUCAUGAGUGGCAUGGGUACAUCUGAAGAUUCUGCAGCAGCUGCUGCAUUGGCAUUUAGACACAUCUGUGAUGAUUGUCGGAGAAAGCUUUGUGGAUGUUUAGAUGGUCUCUUCCACAUAUACCAUAGGGCAGUUAACGGAGAGGGUAGUUUUAAAGUGUCUGCCGAGGACUCGUUGCAUCUAGUUGAAGCCUUAAGCAUGGUCAUUACAGAACUUCCACCUGACAAUGCUAAGAGCGCACUGGAGGCAUUAUGCUUGCCAGUUGUUAGUCCUUUACAGGAAGCAGUCAGUCAAGGUCCAGAGAUGCUAAAUAAGAAACCUGCUCGUGAGUUGACUGUUCAUAUUGACAGAUUUGCGUACAUCUUUAGAUAUGUAAAUCACCCUGAAGCAGUAGCAGAUGCAAUUCAAAGGCUUUGGCCAAUCUUUAAAGCUAUCUUUGAUCUUCGUGCUUGGGACAUGCGAACAAUGGAGUCCCUUUGCCGAGCUUGCAAAUAUGCUGUAAGAACUUCUGGAAGGUUCAUGGGAAUCACAAUUGGAGCUAUGCUAGAAGAGAUUCAAGGCCUAUAUAAACAGCAUUACCAGCCAUGCUUCCUAUAUCUCUCUAGUGAAGUUAUAAAGAUAUUUGGUUCAGACUCAUCUUGUGCAAACUAUUUGAAAAUUUUGAUUGAAUCACUCUUUCUGAGUACAACACGGCUUCUCACAAAUAUUCAGGAAUUUACUGCCAGACCAGAUAUAGCAGAUGAUUGUUUUUUGUUGGCAUCAAGGUGCAUUCGCUAUUGUCCACAGCUAUUUAUGCCAUCUGAAGUAUUUCAAUCAUUAGUAGAUUGCUCUAUGAUUGGGAUCACAGUACAGCAUAGGGAGGCUUCCAAUUCCAUAUUGACCUUCUUAACCGAUAUCUUUGAUCUUGCGAACUCUAGCAAGGGAGAGCAAUACUUACCUAUUAGGGACUCUGUGAUUAUUCCUCGAGGCGCCACCAUCACCAGAAUUUUGAUUGCCUCUUUGACAGGGGCUCUGCCUAGUUCUCGAUUGGAAUCGGUAACUUAUACACUAUUGGCAUUAACUCGUGCAUAUGGGGCACGAGCAGUGGAGUGGGCUAAGGAGAGUGUUUCUCUAAUUCCAUUGACGGCUGUCACGGAAGUUGAGCGGUCCAGAUUUUUGAAGGCAUUGUCUGAUGCAGCUUCUGGAUUUGAUAUUGGUAGUCAGAAUGUUCCAAUUGAGGAGAUUUCAGAUGUUUGCCGUCGUAACCGAACCGUUCAGGAGAUUGUUCAAGGAGCUCUGAGGCCACUUGAGUUGAAUUUGAUACCUGUAUCAUAGGAGAUCGGAAAGUGACAAAAGGGCCAUUUUGCUUAGGCCACCGGUAGUCAUUAGUUAAUUUGGCUGUGUAUCAUGUGUUACAUUCUUUACUUUUUUCUUUUUUCUGUGUUUUAAUUACCAUUCUCCAAUUUUAAAGGAGAGUCAAUGCCCCCUCCUAUUGGGUGGGAGAGGAGCGACUGUUGUCUCUAUUGAUGAGAUGUGGGAUCAUUGAGUGGGGUCU
Messenger RNA from Alnus glutinosa, 3278 nucleotides. RefSeq names its product transportin MOS14. The coding region runs from base 176 to 3058 and encodes 960 amino acids. The record is from RefSeq and is a predicted model, not a curated record. Gene Ontology annotation, cellular component: cytoplasm; nuclear membrane. The transcript is spliced from 27 exons. Gene Ontology annotation, molecular function: small GTPase binding. Gene Ontology annotation, biological process: protein import into nucleus. NCBI's taxonomy places the organism in Eukaryota, Viridiplantae, Streptophyta, Magnoliopsida, Fagales, Betulaceae.